CCCGGGCGGCCGCGGCCCCAGCCCCGCUCCCGACACCGACCCGGCCCGGCACAGCCCAGCCCAGCUGCAGGAUGCCAAACUGGGGAGGAGGAAAGAAGUGCGGCGUCUGCCAGAAGGCAGUGUACUUCGCCGAGGAGGUGCAGUGUGAAGGCAGCAGCUUCCACAAGUCCUGCUUCUUGUGCAUGGUCUGUAAGAAGAACUUGGACAGUACCACUGUUGCUGUGCAUGGAGAGGAGAUCUACUGCAAGUCCUGCUAUGGCAAGAAGUAUGGCCCCAAGGGCUAUGGAUACGGGCAGGGAGCAGGGACCCUGAGCACUGACAAGGGCGAGUCUCUGGGAAUCAAAUAUGAAGAGGGCCAGCCCCACCGACCCACCAACCCUAACGCAUCCAGAAUGGCCCAGAAAGUCGGAGGUGCUGAUGGGUGCCCUCGCUGUGGUCAAGCGGUGUAUGCAGCCGAGAAAGUGAUUGGAGCUGGAAAGUCCUGGCACAAGUCCUGCUUCCGCUGUGCCAAGUGUGGCAAAAGCCUGGAGUCCACCACCCUGGCAGACAAAGACGGGGAGAUCUACUGCAAAGGUUGCUAUGCCAAGAACUUCGGUCCCAAGGGCUUUGGCUUUGGGCAAGGCGCCGGGGCGCUCGUCCACUCGCAGUGAGGCACCAGGAGCCGGGCUCUCUGCUCGCUCAGGGCUUGUCCAUACCAGCCUGUGCUGCCCGACCCUUCCCGCACCCACAGUGAGCAUCCUCACCAUCAUCAAUAACCACCCGCUGCUUCACAGCACGAGCCCCUUCCUCCCCACCCUGACCCAGCGCACCCCGAAGCUGUGAGAGUCCCAGCAUCGUCCCCAUCGGGUCCUGCUGGUGCGGGUGCUGGCGGGGAGAUAGCUCACACCCACCCGCAGCGAGGCCCGUGCGCCCGAAAUAUUCUGCUCCGCGUUGCCCAUCCCGCCUGGAUGUGUGCUCAGCUGUGCCAUGCCGUGUCACUGAGCAAGCAAUAAACAUCAAAGCUGACCCACA
Messenger RNA from Gymnogyps californianus (California condor), 1011 nucleotides. RefSeq names its product cysteine and glycine rich protein 1 (gene CSRP1). Gene Ontology annotation, molecular function: actinin binding; structural constituent of muscle. The record is from RefSeq and is a predicted model, not a curated record. Lineage: Eukaryota; Metazoa; Chordata; Aves; Accipitriformes; Cathartidae. The coding region runs from base 72 to 650 and encodes 192 amino acids. The transcript is spliced from 6 exons. Gene Ontology annotation, biological process: sarcomere organization; muscle tissue development. Gene Ontology annotation, cellular component: Z disc; nucleus; cytoplasm.